Molecule: messenger RNA, 2027 nt
Organism: Labrus bergylta (ballan wrasse)
Lineage: Eukaryota; Metazoa; Chordata; Actinopteri; Labriformes; Labridae
Gene: mbd4
Product: methyl-CpG binding domain protein 4
Biological process (GO): DNA repair
Cellular component (GO): nucleus
Molecular function (GO): pyrimidine-specific mismatch base pair DNA N-glycosylase activity; DNA binding
Source: RefSeq, a predicted model, not a curated record
AGUUGUAUCCCUAUUGUUGUUGACAUCAGAAAGUAGCUGAGAAGGAAGAGUACAGCAACGGAUUUGUCCUACGCAACUUUUCAGGAAGUAUCCAGACUGACCAGUUGUCGUGUGUCUCAGUUGAAUUAACAUUUAUGUGCUUCGCUUGCUCAUCACGCCGAUCUCUACUUUAUGGCAACAUAAUUGUAAUGUGGUCUACUUACUGUAUGUUGUUGUAGGUUCUAGAUGACAGAGCAUAAAUGGCUGCUGAUGAAAGAGUAAAAAGUCAGCAGCUGGACAAGACAGUCAGUGUUAAAAAAUACUCCUUCACAUCUGAAUCCACAACUGUCUCAGCCGGGCUCAGAAAAGACAACACACUUCUUGACAAGCUUCCUUCUAGCUGUGACAUGCAGCUGGAGACAGAUGGAGAUAUAAAUGACGACAGAUGCAAGGACAGGGCUGAUUCUCCCAGUACUUUAACAAUGCCCCCUGGCUGGGUCAGGGAGGUCAGGCAGAGGAAAGGAGGCAAGACAGUGGGGAGACUGGAUGUCUACAUUACAAGUCCCCAAGGGUUGAAGUUCCGGUCAAAAGCAUCCCUGCAGGCUUUCCUGCUUAAAAAUGGAGAAGUCAACAUAAACCUUUUUGAAUUUUCUGCAACCAAAGGCGAUGGUGUAAACACUCCCUCCCAAGUGAAACAGGGGACAAGAAAGAGACGGCAAGCUACUGGCAAGCAGGAGAAAACAAAGGAUGCUAUGGAUACACUGGAUCAACCUCUGAGUAAAUCUAAAGGAGCCAGCUCUUCCCUCAUCAGAGGCGCGACAGAAAAAAAAGGAAAGAGGGAAAAAUAUGCAAAUCAUAUUAAUAAUGAAAUAGUUCCAGAAGAGAUCAUCACUCAGCAAUGUGACAAAACGGAUGAAAUAAAGUGCUGCGCGCCAUCCGCACACUUUGAUUUAAAAUGUCAGGGGAGCCCUCAAAAGGCAGGGUUGCUUAGAGAGAAGCUGCUCAGAUUGGCUUCUCCAAAUAACAAACAUAACACUUUUAAUGUUCACGAGGACAAGAAGACAGACUCGCAGCUUUCUGUCCCGGUUCUGAAUUUCCAACCUGCCAGUGGGAGUGAGAAAGAGGGUGAUGAUGAACGAGGGGAAGAGGAGAUACAGAUUCACAGUGAAGGUGACAACAAGCCUAAUCCUGAACUGGAGGGUGAUGCUGACAGUCACGGGGACGUGCCAGAGGAGGUGUUGUUACCUGACAUCACUGACGAGAGCUGCAUACCACUGAAAAAUUCCCAGAAUAAGUCCAAGAGCGUGAAAGACAAACGAAAAACCAGCCCUUAUUUCAGUCGGAACCCCCACAGAGAUUGCCUUAGCCCACCCAGGAGGAAGGCCUUUAAAAAAUGGACCCCCCCUCGCUCUCCCUAUAACCUCAUACAGGAAACUCUUUUCCACAACCCCUGGAAGCUUCUGGUGGCCACUAUUUUUCUGAACAAGACAAGUGGAAAAAUGGCAAUCCCAGUGCUGUGGCAGUUCUUUGAGCGGUACCCCUCUGCGGAAGUGACCCGGGUGGCUGACUGGAAGCCCAUUUCUGAGCUUAUGACGCCUUUAGGCCUGUUUGAGCUGAGAGCCAAAACACUCGUCCGCUUCUCAGAUGAAUAUUUAACUAAACAGUGGCGUUACCCCAUUGAGCUGCAUGGUAUUGGGAAGUAUGGUAACGACUCUUACAGGAUCUUCUGCGUGGAAGAAUGGAGACAGGUGACACCUGAGGACCACAUGUUAAAUAAAUACCAUGCCUGGCUUUGGGAGAACGCUGAGUCACUCGGAAUAUGAAAACACAAAGCUUGAGGAUCUGCAAAGGAAAAAAAAAAAGGAUUUGUUUCACCACAGACUGGAAAAUCCUUUUCAACCAAUGUAUUACCUGUAAAAUAGUGUUUAUUUUGUACUGGAAAUAAUGAUCUUGAAUUUGCAAAUAAUGCAUGUGAAUUUUCAAAGAUAUCAGUGUAAGUGAAAAUGCUUUUAAUGUGAAAUAAAAAUGUUUUAAGUGGUUUAAAAGUU